Seminavis robusta is the source of this 5764-nucleotide messenger RNA. The record is from the annotation of a GenBank genome assembly. Lineage: Eukaryota; Bacillariophyta; Bacillariophyceae; Naviculales; Naviculaceae.
UGAGUUUUGUUUUCGAGCGAAAUCGAGGUUCGGGGUUGCCAAAGGGGUCUUGGCAAGCUAUUAAUAGUGAACAGGAGCAGCUCGUCGGACUGGUGCGGACGUUGCUUCUUCUUGCCACUAUCACUUCGAAACCGGCCCACGCUGGAUAUUAAUAUACAGUCUUUCUCGUUCGAGAAUGUCGAUUUGUGUCUUGGCCUUAAGAACAACAACCAAUUCCAGUGCUAGAACGAUAGUUGCCACUGAUCGCGAAGCUCUGUUCUCUUGAGUUCUUCCGGGCUAAGAUCACCAGCGCCGUUGUUGACUAUUGUUGACGCUUCGACCUUUCCAGCUACUCAGCUAGCAAUCAGCCCAAUAUCUGUAAGUACAGUUUAUACAGAAGACUGGUCACAACCUUUUCUUUCACAGGAUAGCCAGAGUCCUGCAUUCUAAUUUAAUGUCAUUCAGGCGAUCGAUCCGUGCUUGGCACAACCUGGGCUCGUCGGGAGUGACCAAAAACAUUGGUGAAGCACAUGCUUCGCACGAGCGCAACAGGACGGAACCAGGUCCACUCGCGCAAAUUUCCCAUGUGCUUAGGGUUCGAGAUUUAUUACCUCGAUGCCACAACGAAAACAAACAUGGAAUGUGAUCCGCUGAGCAUCGACCUGCGCCUCAUUUUUUCCUGCGAUCAGGCCACACCCGGCAUAAACUCUGCGGGAGUCAAACGCACAGAACUUCCAAAAAUCCGCCAAUGUUGUACAAGCAUGGGCUAGCUACCUCCGGCGACAACCAUGGGCCCGCCAGGAAACCACCAACUUUUGGUCGAGCCCGAAAAGCCAACAAAAUAUCGAACCGAGUUCUCCACAGGACUGACCGAGAUAGGGUAGGCUGGUGAACAAAGAUAUUCCGCCAGGCCGCCUGAAAUAAGAGUCGUUAAGCAAUCGUUCGUAAUUGUCGGUUCCAUCGGCCGUCAUUGGAUCCAAUGCUGUUACCAGAGCCAUUGUUUUGUCUCGGUCUUUGAUUGAGCUUGGCUGUAUCAGAUAGAUUCCAUUCCAUUCUCAUCGUGUGCAGCCGAUAUUCUCGUAGCAGCACAAUAGCAGAUUACCAUGACAGAACAACGACGCACAACGCCAGGAAUCGACCCCGGCGGCAAGAACGCCAAAGUUGGUCUAGGAGACGACAAUAGUAGCUACACCUCCUGCGAUUCCUCCGAAUCCUCUCCCGCACCUCCAUCUUCCAGUGCUGCCGUGGCAUGCUUGGUUUGCACAGGAGUUCACCAACCCAAUCGUUGUCCCUUACUCAAGAUGGACGAGGCCCACCAAGCCAAAUUCUUUCAAAGCAUUCUUGAACGAACGGCAUCUCAUCCAGGCGACAGUCCUGGCAUUGAUCAUGCACAGUCUUGGGCCUAUCCCGCAACACAUUCCAAAAAGUCUAAAUCGCAGGCAAAAGAAGACCCGAGCCAACCCAAGUCUAAAUCCCACCAGAAAGCUACUGACAUGAGUAUCUCCAAAGCCCAAUCUUGGGCCUACCCAGCCAAGUCUUCAGCAAAGCCAGCAAAGCCAACUGCUUCUCGAUCCAAGCCUCCAAAAGCGCCACAAGCCAAGCCUCCAAAACCUCCCUUGAAGGCAGCUCCACAGAAGCCUCCAAAAGCACAGGCACAAGAAGAGGCACAGCUGGAGUCCUCCGCCACCAAGAAUCCUCCCAAGGAGGCCAAGGCCUCCAAGAAGACUGCCUCAUCUGCAGAGGCUGGCCCCGUUUCCACGUGCCAGUCUUGGGCCCAUCCAGUCAAACCACCUCAAGCCACUCCAUCAACAGCAAAGGAGCAAGAAAAUCGGAAUCAGAAGCCUCGUGCCAAAGAAGAUUCCUCGCAAACGGAAAAGGGCGUCAUCGUCAAAGCCCAAUCCUGGGCGUAUCCAGUCAAGUCAAAAACUGCCGUCGAACCUCAAAAGCAACUGCAGUUGGACACUAUUUGCAUUGCGGAUGACGAGGAAAAGCCGAUAGCUACGCCAGAACGCCAAAACAUUGGACACGAAAGCAGUAGCAGCAGCGAGUCUUCAAGCUUUCAAUUCAUCUCGCCUUCAUCAGAAACACCUGGAGACGAAAGCAGCCGUACUGGUAGCACUCGACAUGAAAACGUUUCAACAUCGGGGAGCCACAGGAGUAUCAUUGUCAGAAAUGACUCAAAUUCUACUAGGUGUUCUCAAGGAAAGCCAGUCAAAUCCUUGCAUACCAUGUUUUCCAAGGAAGACAUGGCGUAUACACUUGAACUGUUGAAGCUUGACAUCCACUGUGACGAUGACAGCACUGUCACUGUUGUCGACGAAGCAAGAGGAACGAAAAGUCAUACCAGCAAGGCGGCAAACCUCCCUCCACGACCGCCACCAGUUUUCUACCUAUGGACGUACUUUACAGAGGAGCUCAUUCAUGCGAACAUGCUCAAGUGUAUCGUCGCAUUGAGCAAACAUGCUUCCCGAAACCCGUACCUGUACAUCUGCUCCAUCAUCGCUCUUUCAUUUACACUUGCGGGUGUAGGUUUCUUCACGAACUUUAGAAUGGAAUUUGACCACGAAGUGCUGUUCACCCCAAUGGACAGUCUUCCCAAGGUCCAUGGGGACUGGAUCUAUGAAAAGGCUGGUUUCGAGGAUGACAGUGACGUCAACUUGAUCAUUCACGCAGACGGCAAGAAUAUUAUGCAUAUUGAUGCAAUGAAGAGGACAUUUGAGGCGUUGGAUACUCUGCGAUCCACACCUGGCUAUGACCAUUUAUGCUCAACAUCUUCCCAUCUGAACCUAAAAGGGAAGCCAGAUUGCUGGAUUUGGAGCACUACCCAGUUUUGGGAGCACAACUAUGAAACAUUCAAAGAGCAAGUCACCACAGAUGAACAGCUCGUUGAAAAGAUAUCACAAUCAGCGUUCCCAGAUGGUACACCCGUCUACAAGGAAGCCUCGUUUGGCAAAUUCGAGAGUGUUCCUGCCUGGAUGAUCGAUCGAAAGGGCAAAAAUGUAACAUACGAUUUGUUGACUUACGUCCCCAACUUCAUCGUGAGUGUCGGCCUCCCAGACACCGAGGAAAGCGAGCUGUUUCAAGAGAUUGCAUUGGACCGACUCAAAGAGUUGAAGACUAAAUGGGAGCUUGAAGACAAGGAGGCCAAUCCAGAAUCCGUCAAGCUCGAGUUCUUCACCGUCUAUGCCUAUCUGCUCGAAUACGAACGUGCCUUGACCAAUGACAUGCCGCUGGUCCCCUUGACUUUCUACGUUAUGCUGCUUUUCACAUGCAUCGUGUUCCACAGGCUGGGAAUGGGCUCAGGAAAAUCUCCAAACGGAAUCGAACCCUCUCGGUUCUCGCUCGGAAUGCUCUCUACAUUCACAAUCGGCAUGAGUCUGAUGACAGGAUAUGGUCUCAUGUUCUGCAUUGGCAUCCCAUUCACCAACUUGUCGCAAAUGGUCCCAUUUAUUAUUCUGGGUGUAGGACUUGAUGACACGUUUAUCAUCACAGGAGCUUACUUUCGCAAGCUUGCUGAAGAGAACCGACUAGAAUCACCUGUUGGCGGCGAAGAAGACAGAGACGAAAACGAAAUCAUCACCGCGCGCAUCGAGGAAACCAUGGAAGAGGUCGGUCUAAGCAUUGCUCUCACCACGACAACUACGACGUUUGCUUUCUGUUUGGGCUGUAUGUCCACAAUUCCUGGUAUCCAAUGGGUCUGCCUCUAUGCCAGUGCCACAAUCUUUGCCGACUUCAUCUAUCAGAUUACUCUCUUUGUCGCUUUCCUGACGCUUGAUGAACGGAGGAUGAUCCGAGCACGGAAGAACCAGGUCGGACGUGACUAUCUUUACCUCGGCAAUGUGUUUGGCAACAUGCGCAGCGCUGCCCCCGACGACAGCAAAUCGUACGAUGGCAGCAUAGUUUUCGACGAUGACAGCAAGGAAGACGACAAGAGCUUGAAGAAGGAGACGGAGAAUGACGCCGAUGAACCAUUGUUCACACAGAGAAUCAUGCGGUGGUACGCCGACCAACUCCUCCGACCCAGGGUGAAAGUAGCCGUCCUGGUAGUGUUUUCGGCAUUGUUUGCCUUUUGUGUGUGGAGAACAACUCUACUGAAGCAAGCCUUCAACGUCGAAGACUAUGUACCGGAAGACUCCUACACAAAGACGUUCUUUUCUUCGCUCUCCAACUAUUCCAGCUUGAAGCUCCCGUUGACUGUCUAUUUCCGCAACGUGAAUCAAUCUGACCCCAUCAUCCAAGACCAAAUGCGAGAAUACAUUGCUGCCUUGUCGGAUCUGCCUCAAGUUCGACAGCCCCCAGAUUUCUGCUGGGUCCGCGAUCUGCACGCUUACAUGACAGGAGAAGCCACCGAGGAUAUGGACGAAGACCAAGCCCGACAGGCCGCAAUCAUCGCGAGAGCGGUCACUGCAGGGAACAACACAUUUUCCGAGCAGCUCGACAUUCUGUUGAACAUUCCAGUGAUUCGCGACGUCUACGGCGGCGACAUUGUGAGAGACGAACAGGGAAACAUUCUGACGUCAAGGUGCUAUCUUUUCGUCAGAUACAUUGACUUGAAAAGCAUUCAAGAACAAACACAACUUCUCUAUGAUCAAAGGCAGAUCACAGCGCUGUAUCAACCCCGACUCGAAGGAGAGGUGGCCAAUCGAGGGGAAUUCUCCUUCUUCUCGUUCGAUGAACUAUUCUACUACUGGGAACUGUAUACUGUUUCCGUGGACGAGCUGAUAUUCACCACGAUCUCCGGAGUGGUGGCAGUCAAUGUCAUUGGGUUCUUGCUGAUACCUCAUUGGACUGCUACGGCCUUUAUCUUUCCCAUCAUCAUCAUGCUUUACUUCAACCUACUGGGAACGUUGCAACUCUUCGGGGUGUUUAUCAACGCAGUAACCUAUGUCACGAUUGUCAUUGCUAUCGGUUUGCUAGUCGACUUCCUCAUGCACAUCCUGCUGCGAUACUAUGAAGCAACUGGGACGACGAGGGAAGAAAAGGUCAAAGAAACCCUUGAAACAAUGGGGGCCUCCAUGCUGAUGGGAGGCUUUACGACUUGGCUCGGUGUAAUCCCGCUAUCGUUGAGCUCCACGAAGAUCUUCUACACAAUCUUCGUGGCAUUCAUGGCCAUGGUAACCUGGGGUCUACUGAUCAGCUUGGUUCUCAUGCCUGUGAUCCUAUCCAUGUGUGGUCCGAUUGUUUGCACGAUUGCUCCCCGAGAGCCCCGUUCUCCGAAGCUGGACGCUGGCAAGAAAGCAACGACAAGAGCCCUGGGCGGCAAACCACAGAGCGAGAAAUCCUUGGAUGACGACAGCAGCCUAGAGGACGAGGAAGUCGCCACCAAAGCAUGAAAACGAUGAAGCCUUGCUCGGCAAAAACGCAUGAAGCCACUAUCAUAGCCACUAGAACGCUCCGGCGGCUACCGUACUAGACUGCAACCAACCCCCCAGCUAUUCAACUCGACUGGACAGUCUACCGUAGUUCACAUUUGUACAUAAUCCAUUACUUAUCCCUCUCGCCAACAAUCCAGGCUUAUGAUCAGCAACAAUGAUAAGCAGUGGAUGCUUUCCGGUCACACUUGCUUACUCCAAUCAUUGGAACGAGAUCCAACACAUCCCUAAUUCCAAUUGGAUCAUAAACAAGUACACGUCAGUCCAGAGCGAGCUAGCUAGACACAUGCUACCUACUCGCCUUCUACUAGCUAGCUAGUAGUAGACAUACCGGUAGCCUUCGAAGUCCUUUUUUUUGUGUGGAAUCGAAUCGAUUGUUGGGUCCCCUCUACGGGAUUGGCUAGCUCUAGGUU